AUGGUGCUGCUCCAGUGGUGUCUGCUGUGGCUGCUGUUACCACUCAGCUCAAGGACCCAGAAGUUACCCACUCGAGAUGAGGAACUUUUCCAGAUGCAGAUCCGGGACAAAGCAUUUUUUCAUGAUUCCUCAGUAAUUCCAGAUGGAGCUGAAAUUAGCAGUUAUCUCUUUAGAGACACACCUAAAAGGUAUUUCUUUGUGGUUGAAGAAGACAACACUCCAUUGUCAGUCACUGUGACUCCCUGUGAUGCGCCUUUGGAGUGGAAGCUGAGCCUUCAAGAACUACCAGAGGAGACAAGUGGGGAAUGCUCAGGUGAGCCUGAGCCCCUUGAGCAGCAGAAGCAGCAGAUCAUUAAUGAGGAAGGCACAGAGUUAUUCUCCUACAAAGGCAAUGAUGUUGAGUAUUUUAUAUCUUCCAGUUCUCCAUCUGGUUUAUAUCAGUUGGAACUUGUUUCAACAGAGAAAGACACACAUUUCAAAGUCUAUGCCACCACAACUCCAGAGUCUGAUCAGCCAUACCCUGAAUUACCCUAUGACCCAAGAGUAGAUGUCACCUCCCUGGGACGCACCACGGUCACCUUGGCCUGGAAGCCGAGCCCCACAGCCUCUUUGCUGAAACAACCCAUCCAGUACUGCGUGGUCAUCAACAAAGAGCACAAUUUCAAAAGUCUCUGUGCAGUGGAAGCAAAACUGGGUGCAGAUGAUGCUUUUAUGAUGGCACCAAAGCCUGGUCUGGACUUUAGCCCCUUUGACUUUGCCCACUUUGGAUUUCCUUCAGAUAAUUCAGGUAAAGAACGCGGCUUCCUAGCAAAGCCUUCUCCAAAACUGGGGCGUCACGUCUACUCAAGACCCAAAGUGGACAUUCAGAAAAUCUGCAUAGGAAACAAGAACAUCUUCACCGUCUCUGAUCUGAAACCCGACACGCAGUACUACUUUGACGUCUUUGUGGUUAACAGCAACAGCAACAUGAGCACUGCUUAUGUAGGGACUUUCGCCAGGACCAAGGAAGAAGCUAAACAGAAGACAGUUGAGCUAAAAGAUGGGAAAGUGACAGAUGUAUUUGUUAAAAGGAAGGGAGCAAAGUUUCUACGGUUCGCUCCAGUCUCUUCUCACCAAAAAGUCACCUUCUUUAUUCACUCUUGUUUGGAUGCUGUCCAAAUCCAAGUGAGAAGAGAUGGGAAACUUCUUCUGUCUCAGAAUGUGGAGGGCAUUCGGCAGUUUCAAGUUAGAGGAAAACCUAAAGCAAAAUAUCUCAUUCGACUGAAAGGAAACAAGAAAGGAGCAUCUAUGUUAAAAAUACUGGCCACCACAAGGCCCAGUAAGCAGUCCUUUCCUUCUCUUCCUGAAGACACAAGAAUCAAAGUCUUUGACAAGCUCCGGACCUGUUCUUCAGCCACCGUGGCUUGGCUAGGCACUCAGGAAAGAAACAAGUUUUGCAUCUACAAAAAAGAAGUGGAUGAUAACUACAAUGAAGACCUGAAGAAAAGAGAGCAAAACCAAUGCCUAGGACCAGAUACAAGGAAGAAAUCAGAAAAGGUCCUCUGUAAAUAUUUCCACAGUCAAAACUUACAGAAAGCAGUGACCACAGAAACAAUUAAAGGUCUUCAGCCUGGCAAAUCUUACCUGCUGGAUGUUUAUGUCAUAGGACAUGGGGGACACUCUGUGAAGUAUCAGAGUAAGGUUGUGAAGACCAGGAAGUUCUGUUAG
This is a messenger RNA of Cynocephalus volans (Philippine flying lemur), 1707 nucleotides long. It is a transcript of the gene NDNF, whose product is annotated as neuron derived neurotrophic factor. The record is from RefSeq and is a predicted model, not a curated record. The transcript is spliced from 3 exons. Gene Ontology annotation, molecular function: protein binding; heparin binding. NCBI's taxonomy places the organism in Eukaryota, Metazoa, Chordata, Mammalia, Dermoptera, Cynocephalidae. Gene Ontology annotation, biological process: extracellular matrix organization. The coding region runs from base 1 to 1707 and encodes 568 amino acids.